Molecule: messenger RNA, 840 nt
Organism: Ostreobium quekettii
Lineage: Eukaryota; Viridiplantae; Chlorophyta; Ulvophyceae; Bryopsidales; Ostreobiaceae
Source: the annotation of a GenBank genome assembly
AUGCAGGCCCUGCCCAAAGUCCUGCUCGCCUCCCAGCCCGACGGGCUGCGCAAGGCGCUCAGGCGACGGUGGGCUCACCUGCGCCGGGCAUCCCAAUGGAGGCGAGGGGCGGCAAUCGCCUUCGCUGUCCUCGUGACGCUCGUGACAGCGGGGCUCGUCUUUCGCAGCCCGAAGCCGCUAAUGCGGACAACCAGUCCCCGCGACCAGCCCUUGGCCACGGUCCACCACGGCUUCCUGCCUCCCGCGCAGUUUGAGCGCGUGAGCCGGAUCUCCAACGCGCAGAUCGACGGCGCCUUGGAUGCCGACACGCUGGACGGGUACAUCAGCGGCUGGAUGGUGAAGUUCAACCGGCGGGGGCUGGAGAGGGUGAGGGCCAUGGAGCUGUACGCCGACGCGGUGCCGUACUUGGAAGCGGUGUUGGUGAACGAGUCGAAUGCCUUCGUGCUGAACACGGUGGUGGCCAAGGAGCCGGCGCCCGGGGCGGAUGCCGUCAACGCGCACUUCGACAACACGGUGGCCAUCCGGGAGCAGGGCAUCUUCCUGGCGCACCAGGUGAACGUCCUGUACGUCUCCCUGCCCGACAGAAUGGAGGGCGGCCAGCUGGAGGUGUGGCCCAUGGAAUUCGAGGACAGCGAGUACGGCAAGGCCGUCAUCCACCCCCUGGAAAACAUGAUGGUAGAAUUCAGGGGCGACGCGGGGCACCGCGUGAGGGGAUUCAGGUCGCCCAGCGGGGGGAAGCGGGUCAGCCUGGUGCUGGAGCAGUACCGCAUUCCUCGCUCCUCGUACGGCAACACCGUGGAUUUCUGCCAAGGGCAGGAGUGCAUGGAAGAGGUGGUGUAG